GCUAUCACCCGUGUUUGCUCUCACCAUCCAUUCAGCUCAGACUCGAUUCUCGCGGCACCUCUAAAAACGGCAUCCAGUUCACUACGAGGUAUUAGCUAGGCGCACCUCUCCUCCAUUGGUUGUGCUGACUUCAUCCAACGGCCUGCGAAUUAUUUGUCGCAAUUUGCAGCUCCCCAAAUAUAUUACGACCUCUUUAACGAUAACCGAUACCACUCCUUUCACACAUUAAAGACGAGAUAACUCGAAAUCCCGGCUGGGACGCAUACUACAUAUGGAAACAUGCUAAAGCGGGAUUUUGAAGUAUUAGAACCAUUAAACCACGGAGUUCAGAAUGACGCCGUGCAGAUGAGGCAACCUUUGAGUCUCUGCAUUCUGAGACCAAAGCCAGAGCCCACGGAUGCAUACACGACGGCGGCAUCUCCAAUCAGGGAAGGGACUGAUGCCUUCCCGGAUUCUCACGAGAAUGACCAACUGGAUUCGAACGCUCAAUGUUCUUCCGAUCAGUCAUUUAAAGCUGAGCAAUGCACUCCUGUGAGUUCUUCGGACGAACGUUGUAAACCCACAAUUGGGGUAUCGGAUCCACUUCACGUUCCUGACCAAGAACCCCGCGACCAUACGUGUAUGCAUUGUGACAAAUCAUUUGCCGAGAAGAGUCAUUUGGAACGCCACAUCAACUCUGUACAUUUGAAUCAUCGCCCCUAUUUAUGUGAACUCUGCGACAAAUCGUUUGCUGCUAAACGCAUUUUGCGAAGACAUGUCGACUUCGUACAUUUUGCACUGCGCCCUUGUGUAUGUGAACAGUGUGGUAAAUCGUUUUCUGGAAUGAGCAAUUUGCGAGUACAUCUCAACUCCGUACAUCUGAAACUUCGACCCUUUAAAUGCGAACACUGUGGUGCAUCGUUUCCUCGGAAUGACCAUUUGCAAACGCACAUCAAUUAUGCUCACACAGCAAUACGCCCUUAUGCAUGUGAGCCGUGUGGUAAAUCGUUUUGUCGGAUGCGCAAUAUGCGAAUACAUCUGAACUCCGUACAUCUGAAUCAGCGCUCCUAUUCAUGUGAACUCUGCGACAGAUCGUUUGCUGCGAAACACACUUUACGAACACAUAUCGAAUCCGUUCACUUUGCCCAGCGUCCCUAUACAUGUGAACAAUGUGGUAAAUCGUUUUCUCAGAAGAUUCAUAUGCAAAUGCAUCUCAAGGCAGUUCAUCUGACACUGCGCCCUUAUACAUGUGAAAAGUGUGGUAACUCGUUUUCUCGGAUGAGCACUAUGAGAAACCAUCUCAAUUCCGUACAUCUGACACUGCGCCUCCAUACGUGUGAACAGUGUGGUAAAUCGUUUUCUCGGAUAAGUAGUAUGCGAUUACAUCUCAAAUCCGUACAUCUGAAUGAGCGCCCCCAUGCAUGUGAACUCUGUGCAAAGUCGUUUACCGAGAAGAGCAAUUUACGAAAGCACGUCAAAUCUGUUCAUUCUGAACAACGCUCUUUUAAAUGUGAACAGUGUGGUGCAUCGUUUAGUUGGAAUGAGAGUUUGCGAAGGCAUAUUAAAUGUGCUCACUCGGGUAUGCAUUGA
This is a messenger RNA of Dicrocoelium dendriticum, 1569 nucleotides long. NCBI's taxonomy places the organism in Eukaryota, Metazoa, Platyhelminthes, Trematoda, Plagiorchiida, Dicrocoeliidae. The record is from the annotation of a GenBank genome assembly.